AUGUUUGAUUCUUCGGAUAGUAUAAUUCGAAAUAAUUUAGCUGAUGGAGAAUUUAAAGGACCGAUUCAUCAUCUUUUAAGUAAUAGAGUAGUAUUGCAAGAAGGCGAUAAUUAAGGAGGGAGCUUAAAUUCGUUUACAGUACCAGAAAAUCUAAUUCUUUAAAACACUCCUCCAAGGACUCCGAAGAAUAUGGAGAGAUUUAAAACUAUGGGAGGAAGAAAAUCUGAAUUUUAAUCCGCAUAUGAAGCAGAUGAUUUAGAUUCGGUAAAAGAUAGCAAACCUUAGUUUUUAAGAUUAAUCAUUGCAAAAAGUUUACAAAACAACUUUAUUAACAACUUAUGGAAUAGAUCUUACUUAAGAAAACUUCAUUAAUUAUCUGCUUAUUAGAUUGAAUAAUUAGAUGAUUUAUAAUUUGAAUCAGAUGGGUUUUCAAAUAUUACUCAUUCAAAUUAGAGAUCCUUGAUUUCAUCUUUAGCUUUUUGGACUUUGAUUGAUGUAUUCACUCCUUAUAGCAAAUUCAUAGUAAUUUGGGAUGUUUUUCAAAUACUCACUUAUAUUAUGAUAUUUUUUUGGUUGCCUUACAAGAUCUCAUUUGAAAUAUAUUAUAUAAGUGAAUUAUUUAAUGGUGAUAAUGGUAGUAAGAUUAUAGAAAUAGUGCUUCUCUCUAUUUUAGCACUAGAUGUAGUUGUAGGACUUAAUUUGGCUUUUAUUUAUAAAGGAUAGAUUAUAAAGGAUCGGAAAAGAGUAAUAAUCAAUUAUUUUAAUUAAUAUGCAUUUGUAGAUUUGGUAAAUAUUUCAUUUUAUUUAUGGUCUCUUUAUCCACAGUUUCAGCUUAAUUCUUUAUUCCAAACCUAAGUUCCAAAGAUAGUAACAUGUUAAUAAUCCAAAUAGUUCUUGGUGCAAUAUUUUAUAUUCUUAGAAUUACAAAGAUAAAUAAAAUCUUAGCCUAAAUUUAAGAGUAAUGAUAAUACUAUAUAGAUUCUUUAACCUUAAUGGUUCACUAAAUGAUAUGGUUGGUCUAAUGAAAUUA
Messenger RNA from Paramecium sonneborni, 1030 nucleotides. The record is from the annotation of a GenBank genome assembly. NCBI's taxonomy places the organism in Eukaryota, Ciliophora, Oligohymenophorea, Peniculida, Parameciidae.